Lotus japonicus is the source of this 859-nucleotide messenger RNA. RefSeq names its product mitochondrial import inner membrane translocase subunit TIM23-2. NCBI's taxonomy places the organism in Eukaryota, Viridiplantae, Streptophyta, Magnoliopsida, Fabales, Fabaceae. The record is from RefSeq and is a predicted model, not a curated record. Gene Ontology annotation, cellular component: mitochondrial inner membrane; TIM23 mitochondrial import inner membrane translocase complex. The transcript has a single exon. Gene Ontology annotation, molecular function: transmembrane protein transporter activity. The coding region runs from base 77 to 631 and encodes 184 amino acids. Gene Ontology annotation, biological process: protein import into mitochondrial matrix.
ACCCUUAAACCCUACAACAACGUUCACAUAGAAAAUAGCAUUAGAAUCGCAACUUGUUUCUCUUCUUCAAACGGCGAUGGCGGAUUCUUCAACCAACCCCAACAACGACCAGAAGACACGUCUCUACCAUCCCUACCAAGACCUCAACGUCCCCAUCCAAAAGCUCUACAACCUCCCCACCUCACCGGAGCACCUCUUCCCUGAAGAAGCCGCCAGGACCCACCGAUCAUGGGGCGACAAUCUCCAGUUCUACACCGGCUCCGCCUACCUCGCCGGCGCCAUCAUCGGCGGCUCCAGGGGGACCGUUGAAGGUCUCAAAGCCGCGGAGAUCGGCGAGUCGCUCAAGGUCCGGCUCAGCCGGGUUCUUAACUCGGGGGGCCAGGGCGGUCGCAGGCUUGGAAACUCGCUUGGGGUGUUGGGGUUGAUCUUUGCCGGGUUGGAGAGUGGUAUGAUUCAUCUCAGGGGUAGGGAUGACUUGGUCAACAGCGCUGUUGCUGGACUUGGUACCGGAGCGCUUUACAGGGCGGCGGCGGGGCCGCGAUCAGCUGCUAUUGCCGGUGCUAUUGGAGGAAUUGCGGCGGCGGCCGCGGUUGCUGGGAAGCAAGCUUUGAAACGACAUGUUCCUAUUUAAAAGAUGGUGAAGAAUUUGGUGAUCCAAAUUAAGAUUAAAUUGGCAAUUUGAAUUGAAUUUUGUUUUAGAUUUUGCUACAUGUCACAUGGUUGCUAAUAACCAUGAAUUUAUGUAUAUUGUAGCAUACUUGGCCAUGAAUUAUUAUUAUAAGUUGCAUUCUGCACAUUGUGUACUAUUUUCCAGAAUUUUCAGUAGUAUUGUGCCACAUGAGAAGAUUGAUUCAACAAA